UAAGAAGUAGUUUACCAAAUAGGGAACUAGAGGUGAAAUUGAGACACAGCCAGUGUCUCAAUACAGUCAGGGGAAAUGUACCUAUUUUACAGAAGCAAUAUGAAUAAAAGCUACAGCAGUGUAGAGACAGCAAAACACAGCAGCAUGAAUUCACCCCGAACUCUGCGACUCGAGAUUGGCAAGAUUAGAAGGACGCUAUUCGUGGUGGGAAGGAAAGUGGCAGUGAAUUUAACAAGUUGUGCCCCAUUGCAGAGCAAGUUCUUCUCAGUAAAAUGCAGCCCCAAUGUAAAGUGCCAGGUUUUGUCUCAGGUCCAGGUUGGGAACUCGCUCAUCUCGCAACAGCCGAUUGGGAAAAACACGGUGCUUCUCAUUUCUAUGGAAGCUGCCAGCUCACUUCCCAAUGAUAGCAAGCUAUCUGUGAAGUUCUAUGGGGAUAAGUCGGAAAAUCUCGGAAGUGCUUUGCUACAUCUCACAGCUGUUGAGAUCUCCCUAGAUGUGGACACAGAUCGAGAUGGUAUUGUUGAGAACAACAAUCCUAACAAGGCUUCAUGGAAAUGGGGUCCUAAUGGACAUGGUGCCAUUCUGCUGGUCAACUGUGACUCUGAGACUUCCUACAAGAAGACAGUGGACUAUGAGAAAGAAGAGAUCUCUAAAGUUUCAGAUUUGAAAGACAUGUCCAAGAUGAUCUUGCGCACCACUGGUCCAUCUGAGCUCCCAGAAGGCUAUAAACUGAGCUUGCAUAUCUCACAGACAGAUGCUGAAAGAGUGAGGAUCUUCAGGUCUAGAUCAAGCAAGCAGGCAGAGGCCACUCUGCAAAAUAUGUUGCUCAGUUUAUUCCAGAAGGAAUAUCCUUUAGUUCUGAACAAAAAGCAACUGGCUAAUGAGGUCCCCUAUCAAGGUGGCAAGAAUGAGCUAGUGUUCUAUGUGGAGGGCCUUCACUUUCCAGAUAAGGACUUUGAUGGACUACUUACGAUAAACCUUAGUCUUUUAGAGCCUGCUGGUGAGGGUUUCCCACCGACCCCAAUUUUCACUGACAAGGUCAUGUUCCGUGUUGCUCCUUGGAUAAUGACACCCAACACCCUCAGACCUUUGGAAGUCUUUGUCUGCAGCACACGUGAUAACCAUGAUUUUCUGAAGGGCAUAAAGCAACUGGUGAAGACGUCUGGACAAAAACUGAAGAUAUGCUAUGAGUACAUGAACCGAGGAGAUCGCUGGAUGCAGGAUGAGCUUGAGUUUGGAUAUAUUGAUUCUCCACACCACAGUUUUCCUGUAGUCUUGGACUCUCCACGAGAUGGAGACCUUGGAGAAUUCCCCUAUGAUACCUUACUGGGUCCGGACUUUGGCUAUGUGACCCGCAAUGCUCCAAGAAAAGAGGUGAGCAGCUUGGAUUCAUUUGGUAAUCUGGAGGUAAGCCCUCCUGUCACUGUGAACGGGAAGAACUACCCACUGGGCCGAAUCAUCAUUGGCGUUUCCUUCCCUACCACAGAGGGUGGCCGCAAUAUGACCAAAGUAGUGCAGGACUUCCUGUGGGCUCAGAAGGUUCAGGAGCCCAUUGCUCUCUACUCUGAUUGGCUCUUGGUAGGUCAUGUGGAUGAGUUCCUGUCUUUUGUCCCAGCUCCUGACAGAAAGGGAUUCAGACUGCUGCUGGCUAGCCCAGAUGCAGCAUAUAAAGUGUUCAGAACUUUGCAGCAAAAAGGAAAUGGGAAGGCUAAGAUGUUUGCAGGGACAAAUGAAGCAGUCAGCGUUGAUGACAUUUUAAGUGACAAGCAAUUUCAAGCAGAAAACAGAUAUGUCCAGAGUUGUAUUGACUGGAACAGAGAUGUACUAAAGAAAGAGCUAGCACUAGAUGAUGAAGAUAUCAUUGACUUACCAGUCCUGUUUAAAGUGGAUAACAAAGAAAACAGAGCUCUGGCCUUUUACCCUGACAUGGUGAACAUGCUAGUGCUUGGCAAUAACCUCGGUAUUCCCAAGCCGUUUGGACCGCAGGUGAACGGUAAUUGCGCCCUGGAGACUGAGGUGCGCUCCCUGCUUGAGCCGCUUGGCCUGAACUGCAACUUCAUUGAUGACUUUACGUCUUACCACAAGCUCCUGGGGGAAGUGCACUGCGGCUCCAAUGUGCUCAGAGAACCUUUCACCUUUAAAUGGUGGAACAUUGAGCUGUGAAAAAAUGUAGAGUACAAAAAAAAAUACAGUAGGGUUUGAUAAAACCGAAUACAAUACCAAGAACUGUGUUCAUUUCACUUAUUAAUAACUAAUAUGGUGUAUUUCCUAACCAGGAUAACAUCAUUCCUCAUUAUUUUAGGUUUGCUAUUAUUUAUUGACAGCACUGAGCAGAUUCCAAAUUAAGUGUUGGUUGUUAUGAGAUGACAGCACGUGUUUAAAGCAUAUGCUAUUACUAUUUGAAUUAAAUACCUAUAAUCUUUUAAUGGAAGAAAGCUUUAUAUUCAGGAAUAUGACAUUUCAUAAAGUAAUAAGUGACUGAGUUAAAAACUUUAUUUGGCAUUUAAUAAAUUGUGAAAUAAACAGUUCUUGGGAAGUCAGAUGCUUAGAUACUACUGAAUAAGAUUUGCUUGCAAAAAAAAAAUGCAGUUUUCAGAACAAUCUAGUAGCUUAGCAAAUACCUCACAAUAUAAUAAACUGUGCAAUGCAAAAAGGAUCCAAGUUUACCUACUGCUCUGAGAUUAUCGCUUACCUAUCAACCACUGUGUGCCUGAGAAUCAAGUUUUUUUACACUCCUGUGUUGUUGUUUUGUACUUUCUUUCCACCACUGGUGCCUUAAUAAUGAGUCCUUCUGAAAGAAAAUGAUUCUGUGUAGUUUUACUUAAUGAAAAAUACAGUGGAAACCAGCACCUACUUACACUGUACAGAAUAGUCAAUAAAACCAUUCUAAGCAUU
Messenger RNA from Hemibagrus wyckioides, 2895 nucleotides. RefSeq names its product peptidyl arginine deiminase, type II (gene padi2). Gene Ontology annotation, molecular function: calcium ion binding; protein-arginine deiminase activity. Lineage: Eukaryota; Metazoa; Chordata; Actinopteri; Siluriformes; Bagridae. Gene Ontology annotation, cellular component: cytoplasm. The record is from RefSeq and is a predicted model, not a curated record. The transcript has 16 exons. Bases 76 to 2163 code for a protein of 695 amino acids.